Molecule: messenger RNA, 2718 nt
Organism: Schistosoma haematobium
Lineage: Eukaryota; Metazoa; Platyhelminthes; Trematoda; Strigeidida; Schistosomatidae
Exons: 8
Coding region: 183-1484 (433 amino acids)
Biological process (GO): NLS-bearing protein import into nucleus
Cellular component (GO): nucleus
Molecular function (GO): nuclear import signal receptor activity; protein binding
Source: RefSeq, a predicted model, not a curated record
GCCAAAUAUAUACAUAUUUGGUCAGAAUCUUGUGUAAGAUGAGAAUGAAUGCGAACAUUUCGUAAGGAAUAGAGACAUUGAGUAUUUAAUGGCUUUUUGAACUUGAUAACUUGUAUGCUGCAAUUGUUUAUUCGGACUCCUAUUUCUUGUUGGCUGUCAAGUCUGGUAGUUUGACUGACGUGAUGGAACGAUCUAGGCUAUAUAAAAACAAAGACAAGGACUCUGAGGAACUUCGGAGGCGUCGUACUGAUCAGUCUGUUGAACUUCGCAAAGCUAAGAAGGAUGAACAGCUUCAGAAGCGAAGAAACAUACUGUUGACUGAACUAGAUGAAACCUCACCCUUAAAAGAAAAGCAAAUUGAUACUCCUGAACACGUUAACUACGAUGCAGUUAUCCGUGAUAUGCAAUCAAGUGAUCGAGUCGCUCGAUUCAAAGCAGUUCAGCUCUGUAGAAAAACCCUAUCACGCGCAAAGAACCCUCCAAUAGACGAGUUUUAUAAAAGGGGUGCUGUCGACAUCCUUGGUUCAUCCCUCAGUUCCACUCACGAUGAUCUUGUUUUCGAGGCUGCAUGGGCACUCACAAACAUUGCCUCCGGUGAUAGCUCUCAUACAGCAGCCGUAGUCUCCUCUGGUACUGUCCCAAAACUAGUACGGCUGUUAAGUCAUUCUGCUAUCAAUAUAGCUGAGCAAAGUGUAUGGGCUCUAAGUAAUAUUGCCGGAGAUGGAUCCAAAUUCCGAGAUAUAGUUAUCGAGAGCGGAGUUGUUGAACCAGUGUUAAAACUUCUAGAUCGAGUUUGGAAGCAGCCCACCGUGGUAUCAAAUAUUGCCUGGAUGUUGUCUAAUCUCUGUCGAAACCGAGAUCCUCCUCCGCCACGUGCCGUCAUUAAAAAGCUUCUGCCUUAUCUCAAUCGACUUCUUCAGUAUGAGGGUAAUAAGAAUGUGGUUGUGGAUACUGCAUGGGCUCUUUCAUACGCAAGUGAUGCCGUAAAUGAAUUUAUCGAUGAUAUAAUAGAAAGUGGAUGUGUCCCGUUACUUCUGCGACUGUUGGCAUCAUCAUCGGCGAAUCUCAUUUCUCCCUCUCUCAGAGCCAUUGGUAAUCUUGUUAUCGGUACUGAUGAACAAACACAAGCUAUUCUGGAUGCUGGUUUACUAACUUACAUCCCUGCAUUGCUAAACAAUGAAAAGUCUACUGUCGUCAAAGAAGCCUGUUGGGUAGUGAGUAACAUUACCGCCGGAAGUGUAGAUCAAAUUGACAUGGUUAUAAGUCACAACAUCAUGCCAUGCAUUUUGGAGAUCUUUUACAAGGGUGAAUUCAGAACUCAAAAAGAAGCGUGCUGGGUUAUCAGUAAUUUUAUUAGCGGUGGAACCCCGGCACAAUGUGCAUAUUUGUUGAACCAAAAUGUGUUGAGAGCACUUUGCAAUAUACUUACAGUCUCAGAGUCGAAGGUUGUACUUAUGGUUUUAGAGGGAAUAAAAAACUCCUAGAGGUAUGUUUCGAAUAUUUUUGAUGACUGUGUAAUUCGAUUCCAACUGUUAUUUCUUUUAUCUUUCUGGGGGUAUCUCCAAAGUUUUUGUCAGCGCUUCAUGUUUUUUAUUAAACCUGGAAUUUAAAUUUUCACAUGAAAUAUUCAUUUUCUGUCCAAGAUUUCUGACCAGUAUGGGCAAUUAGAACCAGCUUGUAUCGAGUUAGAGACAUGUGGGGGCUUGGAUAAGUUGGAAGAAUUGCAAGACCACACUAACGUUCAAGUCUAUCAAGUUGCUUACGAUUUAAUUGAAAAGUACUUCAAUGAUGCGGAUGAUGAAAACGAAAGCAAAGUCGUGGCUGCUGAUGGCACAGAGAAUAGUGAGACUUUUCCUCCAAGUUCAGAACAAGAGUUCCAGUUUAUUGCUCCCGAUGGAGCUUCAGGACAAGAUGGUGACUUUCAUUUCUAAGUUAGAAGUUACUUCGACGCUAACUUCGCGUCAAAAUUAUCCGAGUUUCUAAAUAGAUUAUUGGUAUAUGAACGAUGGUAUUUUUGGCCACUUUUAUAACCUUAACUUCCCCACAUCGUGGUAAUCAACAAUAGUCAUGUUCCUUCUCCAUGUUUUUCUCGAUAAAUUGGGACUUCUACUCAGCAAUCAGGUGGCUGAAAUCUAAUGUGAAAGUGCCGGAUUUCUGUAAGUUGUUUGCUUUGAAAAAUGAAAGAUGUGUGGGUAUUUCAAAACAAUCCUUUCACUCCUGAAAGCUGGUUUGAUGUAUUGAAGGUAGCACCAUUAACGUCGAUUGACUUAGAAUCUUGUUGUUUGUGAAGCGCUUUGAGUGACAUUUAGAGUUGAACGUAUAAAAAAUAACACAAUAAAGGAUUAUUCGUGUGCGAUUUUCCUGAAAUUCGGAUUGGUCUUUGUUUAAAGAUCACUGUCCGUACUAGUAGGCUGGAUUUUCUAGUCACCUCGUAAAUCACACGAUUGUCAAUCCAAAUGUAGAAAAUUAGGAAGGUUAUUAUUAUGCUUAUCAAAAUUGUGUCAUACGAUUGUUGAGAAGCACGAAAAUCGACUUAGUACCAAAGACUCCUGAGUUCUAGUACACAUGUUUGUUCAAAAUCGCAGUAUUUUAGCGAAGUUAGUUUUAGAAACAUUCCGAAGUAACACUUCACUCGCAUAACUAAGCCGUUAAACGGAAUUCCGUUAGUUCAAAUUGUUGCGAAUUCACAUUCAUUAUUUACUGGUUGUGAUUUUGGCU